CGGUCCGUCGCCGCUGCACGCAAUGGGAUUGUGGUUCUCUUGCCGUCCCAUCCUAGGGGGAUCUUCGCGGGCUUCCCGGGUGCUGAAUGGGCGCCACGUCCAGGGUUAUUGUUCUGUCAACCAUUGCAUCGGGUUGUCUGUGCUCUCAGACCGUCGACGGAGCCCUGCAGCCAGUCCGAAACUAAGUAGGAGCUCCGACUUUCUGAAUGACUCGUGUUGACCGUGGCACGGAUCGAACGUUUUUCCACGGGCAGAAGUUAUUAUCAUUAUUAUUAUCUGGUUUCUCAUCGAUGGUCGUGCCACCUGCAUCCGGUGUCCCAACAGGGCCCAAUGGACGAAGGAGCCGGUAAACUACGGCUGUAUCUAGUACAUAACUCUUGCGGACGGGGCCCAAAGCUGUGGGCGGUGAUGGGCGUUAUGAUUUAUCCCGAGUUGUGGAGGACGCCUAGAGCCGUGGGACGAGCCCCAAAGAACAAUCGGACCCAGGGAGCACCCAAAACGGCCCAAAAAGCCUCUUCCCCGCCAACAUACGAUCGAAAAGAGAGCACUUGUUGCUGGUCACUGCAUCCCAGGAGUCUCUUCUCCACUCGCGACGUCUCUUGGAAGUUCCCUAACAGUCCCCGCCUGAUCGGGCCACCUUCACGAAACGAACACAUAAUCAAGAGUAAUAACAUACAAGCUAAUAAUAAUACGGCAUCUCACUACGCAACUUUAAAUCGCUGGGUUUCCCCUCCUCCUGAGAAAAGACUCCUGGGUUUUUACGUCUCUGCUGUCUGCAUUGUGUGGGUUGCCGUUCUGACGGCCUCAAUUGCAGUGCCACUGCUCCAGCAAUAACGCAGUCAAGUCAGCAUCAGCCAAGUCGUUUUCUGCUGCUCAGUUCAAGAUUUCCUGUGUGCGCUUUCACGCCGUUCCUCUUCCGCGGCAUUGGGA
This is a messenger RNA of Paecilomyces variotii, 930 nucleotides long. RefSeq lists its product as hypothetical. The record is from RefSeq and is a predicted model, not a curated record. The coding region runs from base 331 to 834 and encodes 167 amino acids. Lineage: Eukaryota; Fungi; Ascomycota; Eurotiomycetes; Eurotiales; Thermoascaceae. The transcript has a single exon.